GUUAUUUUUUCGAUCGGCGGGUUAGAGCAACUGAAGGUCAUCCUAUUAGUCGCUCAGGUCAGAUCUGAGACUCAGGUUUGUGUGGUAAGGACAUAACACCUACAGCCUAUGUUAGUGCUUUUCUAGAAAGCUGCUGAGAGUGUCUAGUCUUCCUUCGGACGAAUCAUUUGAAGAGGUGGAUACCACUUUGGGUAACAGGUCCCGAAAAUUGAUGGACUUCCACGGGCCUUAGUGCGAUGCGAAGACAUGGAGAUCAAGACUUCUCGCCCCCGUCGAAGCGACACAGAGAUCGAUCAGGAUAUUCAGAGAGACAUCGAUCGGUAUCUCGAAGCUCUCCUAGUUCGAGGUCUAAGUAUUCUCUCUCAAAUAGACAUUCUUCAAGACCGAAGAAUUCGGAAGGAAGAACUCAUGGGUUAGAUCAUUCUAGAACUAUAUGUGUAAGAAACAUUUCAUCUAAGUUGAGUGCUGAUGUUGUUGAACAAUGUGUGUACCGGGAACUAGGAAAGUAUGGAGACCUUUCUAUCAAUGUUGGGCAUUUGGGUGGCGAACGCGUCGCUCUGGUUACAUAUCAAUAUUCUGAAGACGCACAAGAAGCUCUUUGUGAUAGCCCAAUAAUUUACAUACUUGAUCGUCCUGCAAAUGUUACCUCAUUAAUUGAUAUUUCUAGUGAAGGUGAUACGCGUAAAGUAAUUGCCAGCAAAAAACGUCAAGAAGGAAUGGAAGCCGAAGAUAUUAAUGACCGACGACAUCUUAUGCACAAUAUUCCCGGCAAAGUAGAGUCCGCUUUUCCUGAUUUUUUACCUAAACCAACUCCACUAGGUCCAUCAGGUACUACAAGCCUACUUGGUAUGCCUGGAAUGGCAUCUUCUGCCAUGAUGGCUGCUGCUGCAAAGGCUCUUGGUCUGAAUGCUGUCCCUGGGGUGUUACCACCUGCACAGUUAAAUGCAAUCACUUCUCACAAUCGCUUUGGCUCUGCAAACCUUCGACACUAUGAACAUAACAGAAGUGGAUUCUCUCCUGGAGCAUCUGAUUCAGAAAAGGAGUCAAAAGCCACAAGGACUUUGUUUGUUGGAAGUUUAGAACCAGACAUAACGGAAAAAGAGGUACUCUCAGCUUUUGAGAGGUAUGGUUAUGUUGAACAAAUUGAUAUUAAGCGUUCUCCGAAACCUGGUGCCCAUUCUUAUGCAUUUGUACGCUUUCAGAAUGUUGAUAUGGCCAGUCGUGCAAAAAUGUCCAUGUCUGGUCGUUUUAUUAGAUCCUUACAUUGCAAGAUAGGCUAUGGUAAAGCGAUUCCAUCGCACUGUCUGUAUAUUGGUGGAUUAGAAUCUUGGCCUUCCGCUGAUUCACUGCAGCGUAUGCUUUCUCGUUUUGGACAACUAACUUAUCUUGACUGGUCCCCUAGACGUAAAUAUGCAAUCGCCAUUUAUGACAGCUGUGAAUCAGCACUCGAAGCUAAUAGACAAUUAAAAAGUCUCUCAGCAACCAGUCGUCCAAAUUUAAGACUUCGUGUAGAUUUUAUAAACCCGGAAUUAAUCCAGCCAAAGCCACAGAUUUUAAACAAGACGGACUCUAACAUGGAAAGUGACAGUCAGGACAAUCAAAUGUCAGAAUCACGAAAUGCUAUAAUUAGGUCUGAUACUGGAAUUCCUAUAACUGCAAAUAACUAUCGUAUUCGAACAAAUGAACAUUUUGAUGGAGGGCCGUACACGAUGAACCAGUAUUGCAUAGAGGAUCACGCCGGUGAUAAAAAUCUCACUAAUGUACGACACAUACCUUAUGCAAAACCAUCUUUUCAUAUAUCUAAUCGGUAUCACACAUAUAAUCGGAACACACCUCGCUACUCGGACAACCACGGUAUACUCAGUCCAGUAGAAGAUAUUCCAUGUAACCUGAAAUCAAUCGUCACUCUCCAAGAACUAGACCAGCAUCUACAACCGGAUUUAUGGAAAGGAAAGUUCUUAUUAAAAAAUAACCAUUUUUAUUUUCGUUGUUUGAUGUUAAUAGGUAAUAAAGAUAUCAGUCAAGACUUACUGGAUUAUAGAGACAAUAACAGUAAUUCCGAACGACUAUGUAGUCCGACUUUACGUAUUUCACGCCGAGGCACUCUUGAUGCUUCAUGGAUGGCUGAAGCCACGCAUCGUAUUCAUAAUGUACUAUCCACAGCUCGUCAUAAUUUAUGCCUCAUGCUAAUAUUACCCGAUAUGGAGCAAACUAAUAAGUAUCUGGACAAGGAAUCUAAACUGAAUAAUCAGUCGAAUACUGAAAGUACGGAUGUAAAAACAACAAUAAGUCAUUGUUUUUCACUACACGCUUUAAUUGCUUAUUUAAAAUUAAAACAAUCAGCUGGUAUAAUCUGUCCAAAUGAAGAAAAAGUACUACAAGAACCAUUGAAUACUAGUUCCGAGAAAACAACUACAACACGACGUUCAUCUUUGAUAGUAUAUUUAUUUGCACCAAGCAGUUUUGCAUUAAGUUUACUAAAACAAGCAGCACCUUGCUUAAGUUCAGACUUGGCAACAACAAGUGAUUAUAUGAUUCUUUUAGCAUUAAAGCGGUAAUAUAAAAAACCCCUUUGAUCUAGGCAAAAAACAACACACUUUGAUUUCUUAUUUUCUUUAUUUUGUACAAAUUUAUAUGUAUGUAAGCAUUUUUCUUUAAUUCACUUGUUUAUUUAUAUUGCUAUUCAGUUCGAAAUUAAAACAAAUCGUUUCUGUGAAUCAUAAUCCUAUAAUGUUGUAUAUGUAACAAUUUGGUAUGUUUUGUCUUUUUCGGUUAAAACCAAAUCGAAAAUAACGCUUAGAUAUUGGUGUUCAAAAUUCUUUAUAACAACUUUAAUAAAAAGAAUUAAGGUUUUGACAAACGGACACAACUUUAAAUUUAAACAACCGAUAUUUAAACAAUAUUUGCAAAGUUGUUUCAUUUAUGUUAUAAAAUAUGUAAAAUAAAAUGGUGUACAAGUAAAAGUUGUUCAAUUAUCACCAUAAUCACAAUUUCUAUUAAUUAAUAAAUUAGUGAAAUCAAUUAGUAAGAAAAUACUUUAUGAUUAGUAUAUAUAUUAUCGCCAAAUUUUUAUUACACCAUCCAUUGAAGCAGAGACUAGAAAUGCUUGACCUGCUUGAAGAACAGUUAAAUCAGAUAUAAUAUUCUUAUGUCCUUUGGUUGAUUCACGUAAUUCUAAACGUCCUGACACAGGGAAUGCACUAUUUGAUACUUCUGUUAUAUUACUUGAUGAUUGUAAUUUUUGUGAUAUUUCUGUGUACAUUGUUUUUGUUAACAAACUACUUGAUGUAUCACUAACGGAAGAAGUAUCAGUUUGUUCAAUCAAAACAUAGACAUCAUUUACAUAUGUUGACCUAUUAACAAUAGAAGAAAAUGAUCAUUUUUCUGGAAAGCUUUUUUAAAAGAAAUAUAUAUAGUAUUAGUUUA
Schistosoma mattheei is the source of this 3426-nucleotide messenger RNA. The record is from the annotation of a GenBank genome assembly. NCBI's taxonomy places the organism in Eukaryota, Metazoa, Platyhelminthes, Trematoda, Strigeidida, Schistosomatidae.